Molecule: messenger RNA, 2411 nt
Organism: Pseudo-nitzschia multistriata
Lineage: Eukaryota; Bacillariophyta; Bacillariophyceae; Bacillariales; Bacillariaceae
Source: the annotation of a GenBank genome assembly
CAUAGAAUCAAGAAGCACACAUCAAUCCAAAAGAAACAGUCAAAGUAAAAAAAGCAAAAUCACAUUGAGUGAAAUUUCAUUACAGAAAUCUGCUACGAACAUUGAAAGAGUGCAUCGGAAUCCUUGCAACAGGUUCUUUAUAAAAAUGUAAGUGUGGGAAGGAAAUAAUUUAUUUUGUGAGCAUCACGACGACCAUAAUUUUUAGGGAUGGAUCAUUGCCGUCUCUUUCGUCCUUAUGCGUAUUCAUUCGCAACAUAGAUAUUCGUAUCUCAAGUUUGCGAUUGAGAUUUCUUCUCACUGCGAGAGAAGAAAGACACAAUCGCAGUAAACAAUGUCCAGUCAUUGUUGUGGGUCGUCGUCGUCGUCGUCGUCAUUCUACGGUACGUUCUUAACGAAAAGUGCGUACAUCGCUGUUGAAAGGUUUCAUCAGUUUCGAUGAACAUUCUUCAGCUCUUUUUGUAUUGGUAGGCUCUUUUGCUAUCCAAAAGAUAAGAGGGCAACACCUUCCAAUUGAACGAAUUGAACGAAAAAAUCGUUUCUGUAUCGGCGAUGCCAAAAAAAAACCGCAAAAAUCACAGUAAAAGACAGAGCACGUUUGAGUCGAGUCAAGCAUACCCGACUCAUCACCCUGCACGCGCCACCUCCCUGUCGCUCAGAUCAGUGUUCAACUUCAGUUUGUGACACUACAGUAGUACUGUAGAACCAGUACGUACUCGUACAACCGUCCAUACCCGUACCUUCUUCUACGAAAAAUAUUUUCACGCUUUAAGUUGUUGUCGCCUUUCCUUCUAACUGUAUUUUUUUCUUUUUGAUACUCACAAAAUCUUACUGUACUCCAUUUCUUGAUGCUUCAUUGAUUAAACAGUUCAAGAAAGUUAACGAUUCACCAGGACGAAAUGACAGAAAAAGUCACCAAGAUGCUCGUUAACAGUUACCAGAGCGGAAACGAAGAGACGGAAGACGAGGAAGUGAAAAGAAAUUGCAUUUUCGGGGAAUCUGGGAUGAGAGACUCUGACUUAUCAGAUACCGAUUUCGAGGAGGAAGGAGAAGAAAAAAACGACGCUGUUGAUGCCGACGAGGGAAGAAAACAAGGAAAUGUUACUAAAAAUUCCAAAGAAGUGGGAAAGAUGGACGAUUUGGUGAAGUUUGUGACUAUCGGUAGCGAGAUCAUAAAACCAAACGGUGUUGUUCUGUACCGGCCAACGCCUGUCUUGCCUACCAUACUGUUGCAGACAAAUGAGUCACACCAAACUUUGAAAGAACACGAGAAAAGGUAAGUGAAUGAAAGUUAUGAAAAUCAUUGUCGAAGGUCAAGCUCUUGAAUACGAAUUUGAAGCGAAAUCUUCUCUAACACUAUGAUUCUAUCGUUUACAUUUCGUCUUCAAUCUAUUCGAAGGAGUAUAUCGAUUGGUGAUCUAAAUCCAAAAAGUGGGUUUUCGAUCACAUCGAAAGACGAAAGCGAGGCUGAAAACUCGGUGAGUUGCGGUAGCAGUACUAGCAAUAUUAGUAGCAGUGGAAGUGACGGAAGCGAUGCCAGCACCGAAUCUAUCAACUCGGAAGCGAACAUGAAAUCAGCUUCUCUCGCAUUUCCAAUUACCGACAGAGACCAGCUUCCAACUUUGGAAGUUAUUGCAGGUACUGCUAGCAUUUUACAAAACAAUUCAGAGGACUGCCAUACGUCAGUGUUUGAUGACGAAGAAGAACCACAAGGACCAACAAACGACAGCUACGCUUUGGUUGGCGCUAGUGGUGCAAGUGUUGACGACAUGUGGGGGACAGUCAGGCAGAAAAGAGUACUAUCCUCUAACACCCUAUCUGCCCUCAACGCAGAAGCGGGUCGCAACGAAGACUCUACAAAGCGAAAAAGAGGCCUAGACCAGCCGAAAGAAGAUUUCUGUGCAAUACCUGAAAUCACACUAGGAAUCGAGGCAUUAGAUCAAAUCAUACACCCAUUGCCGCGCCAAUAUAUAAUUAGAGAAGACUCGCCGUCGAUAUCCUCUUCUUGUGAAAAAGAGGAUGAGAUGUUGAGUGAAGAAUUGGAAGAAAGAUUCCGAAGCAGCAGCGAGUGUUGCAGUGUUGACAAUCCCAUAAUUCCGUUGUUAACUCCACCGCAGUCUCCUCGAACGAUUGGUGUAAUCGAAUGGCCGUCAAACCUGGUGAUGGAUAGUACAAUUAUGACUGCGUACAGUAAUCUAUCACCAGUCUCCACUUCUAGUAACAAUAGUGGCAGUUUGAUGAGUGAUCAAUCGAAGAUUCGCACUUCAGGCGAGUUCUCAACAAACAGAUCAACAAGACGAUGUCGCACUAUCUCCGUAGCAACUACAUGACGAUGCUAUUUUCACGUUUGGUUUUGUUACAAACGUUGGGGGCAUCAAUUGAUCGAUUACAUAAUAUAAAUGCAUACUUAAAGA